AUGUACAUUUCAGGUGACACAGAGCGAGCAUUAAAUGUAGCUGUGACACCACUGUGUGAUCGCCUGGGUAACACUGUUGCUAAUAUACAGCACGGUGAGAUGAAUAAGCUUACUUUUUUUAUCACAACUUACAUGUCAAUUUUAUAUUUAAAAGAUAUGUCAACUGAACACAAAGAAUUAUGAUAUGCCUAUUUUGCUUAUAGAAUUAUGAGAUCUCACUGUACAAAUUGAAUUAUGAAAGAAUCCUCUGUAACUUGUACAUCUUGUAAAUUCUGCUAUUGUAUAUUGUCCCCAGGCUUCAUGCAGUUUGUGGUCAACCCACUGUUCAAGGCCUGGGACAGAUUCAAUGGAACUGAAUUAUCUGCUAAAAUGCUUCAGCACCUUGCCCACAACCAGGCGCAGUGGAAGGCUAUCAUGGACAAGGGAGGAGAAGGGGAGGAAACUACUUCUGAACCAGGGGAUAAACUCCUGGCCGAAGACAGGCAGAAGUCUUCUGGUGUCCUAGAAGAUGAAGAUAUGGACCAGGCAUCCAGUGUGACAGAUGGUCCACAGGACUGUCCUCAACCUUCUGACACCAAACAUCUCCAGGCUGAUGAGGACUAUGAUGGAAAAAGUGAAGAGGAUGAUGUUGUUGAGAAUGAUGUUAACUUGAUCUACCACUACCAAACUGAGCUCGACGAGGCCGAUAGGGUCCUCUGUUCCAUGAACUCUGAUGGGGAGCAGCUGCUGGCUUUUGGGGGCAACAACCGAAGGUUCAGUGUCCCUUACGUUGUCCGCAAGGAUCUCAGUUUUUAUUUGGGAAUGAGGAAAGACACUUGUGGUCUAGACAACCAGUUCCUUCGACGUCAAAGUCUUCCAACCACUGCCAUGUACUUCCAUACCAAUGCGUCCGCCGCACACAACACAAGUCCUAGAAGCCUUUCUAUGGAUGCGCUGCUGGCUAGACCAAAGAUUAGUAACCUGAGUCCUAGCAUGGAGGCCUGUUUUAUUGGAAGGGCCCUUGACCCAGACUCGUUUAUUCCCCUUCAGAACCAAACCUUGAUGCUUCAAGGUGGAACGUUGACCAGGUUUACCUCCAACCCUACAUCGCGGCGGGCC
Messenger RNA from Lymnaea stagnalis (great pond snail), 1098 nucleotides. NCBI's taxonomy places the organism in Eukaryota, Metazoa, Mollusca, Gastropoda, Lymnaeidae. The record is from the annotation of a GenBank genome assembly.